CAGGCACUGCGGUAGGCACCCUCGGGUCCGGCAGGACCCUGUCCCCAGCAUGGCGGCGCCCAGCGAAGUGGCCGCCGCAGAUCUCGGUGAAGGCGAUGGCGGGGGUUUUGGAUCCUGGCUUGACAGACGGUUGGAGGCGCUGGGAGUAGACCGAGACGUUUACGCUGCUUACAUACUUGGCGUCCUACAGGAGGAGGAGGAGGAAGAGAAGCUGGACGCCCUACAGGGUAUCCUCUCUGCUUUCCUGGAAGAAGAUUCCCUCCUUGAUAACUGUAAGGAAAUCGUGGAACGAUGGUCGGAAACGCGGGACGUCGCCACCAAAGUGAAAAAAGGAGAUGAGGUGCAGGCCAUCACCACCUUGAUUGAGAAGCAGGCACAGAUUGUGGUAAAGCCCAGGGUGGUUUCAGAGGAAGAGAAGCAGAGGAAAGCGGCCCUGCUGGCCCAGUAUGCCGACGUGACGGACGAAGAGGAUGAAGGGGAUGAGAAGGACGAUCCGGGUGCUUCAACAGCAAACAUCGGUUCCGACAAAACCCUGUUCCGAAACACCAAUGUGGAAGAUGUUCUCAAUGCUCGGAAAUUGGAGCGAGACUCACUUCGGGAUGAGUCCCAAAGGAAGAAGGAGCAGGACAAGCUGCAGAGGGAGAAGGACAAACUAGCCAAGCAGGAACGCAAGGAGAAGGAAAAGAAAAGGACACAGAGAGGCGAACGGAAGCGAUAACCUUGGCCCACUCUGUUCCUUCUACCCAUGAAUUGUGUGUCUGUGUAUUUAAGAGAACUGAGACUAAUGUAUUUCCCAAAAUUUCCUAAGGCUUUCCCCCCCCCCCCCCCCCCGUUGUUUACAUGUUCAAAAGGAAAGUCGCAAUCACUUGUAAAUGUGCCAUGUUUUGGUGACGUGGGCAGUCAAUUAUAGUUAGUAUCUUUACCAAAGAUCUGGAAUUAGGGUAACCUUUCUAUUUUAGUACUGAACUCCUGUGCUCUUCUUUUUUAAAUAGGUCUUCCCUCAUUUUGUAUAUUUAGCCAGAUACAGAAAGCUAACAUCCUGAAGGAAACAUGACCAUUCCUUCUGAGUUAAAAGCAAGUACAAAUUGCUUCUGAGGCAAUAUUUGCCCUAAACUAUAGUGGGCUUUUGCUUGGAGACUGGGUUUCAUUCUGUAGCCCAGGAUAGCCUUGAACUUGUUGCAGUGUCCUUGUCUGUUUCUCAGCUUCAGGGUUAUGGACAUUAACCGCCACGUCUGGCUUAUAACUAUUUUGAGGCUGAAGUAGCUAAUGAAGAGCCCUACCUAGAUCCAGAUUUUAUGACAUCAAAUUAGGGAAGUGGAGGAAAUUAUUUGGAGUGUGAUAGAUCUAAGGUUUUUCUUUGUUUGUUUUGGUUUUUUUAGUGUGUUGACUUGGGCUCAGGCUAUAGUUGUGUUUUGUGCCUACUUAGCAUAUUCAAGGCCCUAGCAUUGAGCCCCAGUAUGGAAGAAAGAGUUAACCUAUGGGAAAAACAAGUAUCUUUUUAAAUAGAGAGCUAUGUAUUUUUCAUAUCUUUGGUUUCAAGAAGGAUGUUUGGAGUAUAAGGAUAUCAUUUUGUUAGCUAGAUUCUCUUUCUUUUUUCUUUUUGUAAUCAUGAGUUCUCUUGAAUCACCUCGAUUUUAAUCUUGAUUUAUCCUGCAGGCAUGUCCUACCUUUUGACAUUGUGACAUGGCUUUUUUAAAAACUUGCAAAAAAAUUAUGUUUUAAAUGUUAUGAUUUUUGUGUUAGGCUGAAUUUAUAGCUGUCCUUGACCACGGGUUGGACACACCUGCAACAUGAAUAGUAAGACCUAAUAAUUCCUGGCUUAGAGAAACUGAAGGAAUUACUCUUUUAGAGAAAAAACACUGGAAAUUUUGCUAACACAAUACUUAAAAGUAUAUGGUUGGUGGUUACACUUAUGAAAUGAGUGAGUGGAAAAACUGGGGGAGUGAAGGGUGACAGAACUCUCCAAGUCUACUUCUGUCACAGCCACAUCUAGUUGUAUAUAAACUCCUUCUUUACUUGACUUUGGGCAACAGGUAUCAAAAGCCUCAAGAGAACAAUUUCUCUGAUAAGAUUAUUUUAUACCAGGGGUCAGAAGACUCCACUCACAGGCCAAGUUUGGCCCAGUCUUUUUUGUAUGGGGCAAAAACUAAAAUGGUUUUUUACAUUUUUAAAAGGUUAUAAAAGGAAGACAUUCAUGAUUGAGACCAUAUGUGGCCUAUAAAACCUAGUAUCUGGAGAAAGUUUGCUGACUUUUGUAACAUUAGCUACCUUUGUGCAGAAGAAAAAAAAACAUGGUUAAGGAAAGGAGAUAUGCUGCCUCUUUGUCCUACAACCAUGGCAUUGCAAAAAUAACCACCUUUUUCUUUUUUUUAAAUAAACUUUAUUUAAGUCAG
Messenger RNA from Apodemus sylvaticus (European woodmouse), 2393 nucleotides. It is a transcript of the gene Ccdc43, whose product is annotated as coiled-coil domain containing 43. Lineage: Eukaryota; Metazoa; Chordata; Mammalia; Rodentia; Muridae. The transcript is spliced from 5 exons. The coding region runs from base 50 to 718 and encodes 222 amino acids. The record is from RefSeq and is a predicted model, not a curated record.